Molecule: messenger RNA, 2325 nt
Organism: Protopterus annectens (West African lungfish)
Lineage: Eukaryota; Metazoa; Chordata; Ceratodontiformes; Protopteridae
Product: extracellular calcium-sensing receptor-like
Exons: 6
Coding region: 1-2325 (774 amino acids)
Biological process (GO): G protein-coupled receptor signaling pathway
Cellular component (GO): membrane
Molecular function (GO): G protein-coupled receptor activity
Source: RefSeq, a predicted model, not a curated record
AUGGAGGUGUUUCAUGGUUUGUGUAAUCACAUUGGAGCUCAGCGUCUCCUGAUUGUGGUCAGUUUCCAUGUUUUUGACUACCUUUUUGCUCUGUCCUUCACUUUUGCAAUUGAAGAAAUAAAUAGAGACCUUAAAUUAUUACCAAAUACCACUUUGGGAUUCCACAUUUUUGAUUCAUGUUAUUCUAAAGAACGGGCACUUCUGGGUAUCCUGUCAUAUUUAACAGGAAAACAGGACCUGGUUCCAAACUACAGCUGUGACUCUGUUUCCUUAUUACCAGGUAUAAUAGGUGAUACUCCCUCAUCAUCCUCUCUGAUCAUGGCUACAGUACUGGGACUCUACAGAUACCCUCAGGUGAGCUAUGGUUCUUCUGUUUCCUUGUUGAGUGAUAAAUUGAAAUAUCCGUCAUUUAUACGAACUGUUCCAAAUGAUGCAUUCCAAGCUGUUGGUAUAGCUCAGUUGUUGAUUCAUUUUGGUUGGACAUGGGUGGGGAUUCUGGUGUCAGACAAUGAUUAUGGGAUACUGGGUGGUCAGACUCUUCAAACAGAAAUUUUUAAGGCUGGAGGCUGUACAGCAUUUUUUGAAAUGGUCCCCAAGGAUAAAGAAAAGUUUCUCUAUGUUGUUAAUGUGAUUAAACAGUCAUCAGCAAAUGUUGUUGUUGUAUAUUCUACUGGUGAAUAUCUGGUUCCAUUUCUGGAAGCAAUUUCUCUUCAAAAUGUGACAGGAAAGGUCUGGAUCAGUUCUACUGGUUGGCGGAUAUUCACAGAAAUAUCCAGUAUGAGGACUGUCCGAAUGUUGAAUGGUAGUGUUGGAUUCUUCAUCCACAGAGGCAAAAUUCCGGGACUCACAGAGUUUUUGUACAGCAUUCACCCUUUCCCAUCUCCUAAUGAUAUUUUUAUAAGAGAAUUUUGGGAAAGGGUUUUUGGUUGUCAGUGGCUAAAAUCUGAUGGAAAUCAUACAUUAAUAAACUCAAUAACAGACAAAGUUUUACCUUGCACAGGACAUGAGGAUUUAAGAACGCUCAGCAUUUCUGUGUAUGAUGCAUAUAAUUUCACUUACAUGCUUAGUAUAUACAAUGCUGUAUAUGUGGUGGCACAUUCCCUGCAUAACAUGCUUUCCUGUAGAAAUGGUGAAGGACCAUUCCAGAAUGGGCAGUGUGGGAGUAUCCAUGAUUUCCAGCCUUGGAAGCUUCUUCAUUAUGUCAAGAAUGUCAACUUUAAAAAUACUGGAGGAGAAUAUAUGUAUUCUGAUGCAAAUGGUGACCCACCGGCAAGACAGGUACCACAUUCAGUCUGCACCGAAAGUUGUCACCCUGGUUACCAAAAAGUAUCUCGUCGUGGGCAGCCACUCUGUUGCUUUGAUUGUUUAGUUUGCUCCAAGGGAGAAAUAACAAACCAAACGGACGCUGUGAGCUGCACAAAAUGUACAGAGGAUUUCUGGUCCAAUGAUAAGCGGGAUAAGUGCAUUCCAAAAAUCAUAGAAUACUUGUCCUAUGAAGAUCCUAUUGGAGCUUCACUAUUUUUUUGCUCAAGUACUCUAAGUGUUUUGACAGGUUCCAUUCUCUGUAUAUUCAUUAAGUUCAAGGACACUCCAACAGUCAAGGCCAACAACCGCAAACUCAGCUACUUUCUAUUAGCGGCCCUUGCACUCUGCUUCUUGUGUUCACUGCUUUUCAUUGGUCGUCCCAUGAAGCUGAACUGUAUGUUUCGUCAAGUAGUAUUUGGACUUACAUUCUCCUUUUGUGUGUCAUGUAUAUUAGCCAAAACUGUCACUGUGGUGAUUGCUUUUAAUGCCACAAGGCCAGGCAGCAGGUUAAGGAUCUGGGUAGGAUCCAGAGUAUCGACUUCUAUUGUAAUUUUUGGAUCACUUGUUCAGAUGACCAUAUGUUUUACUUGGUUAUACAUAUCUACUCCAUUCCCAGAAUUCAACAAGACCUUAGAAGAUGGAAAGAUAAUCAUUGAAUGUAAUGAAAGUUCAGUGUUUGCCUUUUGGACAAUGCUGGGAUUCUUAGGCUUAUUAGCUAUUGUUUCUUUUGUGGUUGCCUUCCUAGCCAGGAACUUACCUGGUAGCUUCAAUGAGGCCGAGUACAUUACCUUUAGCAUGCUGAUAUUUGUCAGUGUCUGGCUGUCAUUUAUCCCUGCAUACCUGAGCACCAGGGGGAAGUACAUGGCGGCUGUGGAAAUUUUUGCCAUCUUGGCUUCUAGUGCUGGAAUGCUCAGCUGUAUAUUCUUACCCAAGUGUUACAUUAUAAUACUGAGGCCAGAACUGAACACCAGGGGAUACUUGGUAGGAAAACGUGAUUCACAAAAGUAUAUCAAGCAAUAA